Molecule: messenger RNA, 1754 nt
Organism: Acanthoscelides obtectus
Lineage: Eukaryota; Metazoa; Arthropoda; Insecta; Coleoptera; Chrysomelidae
Source: the annotation of a GenBank genome assembly
AUCCACUACGACCACGAACACGCGGACGUGCAAUGGCAACAGGUGUAAUGCACAGGAACUUACACAACCAGUGCGAUAGUGGCGUCACCUGUUCGCAUUUCUUUAAAUUAUUCAAUUAUGCUGAACAGCAAGCUACAUAGCUUAUCUACAGAAAUCGCAUAGUUUCUGCAUUUGACUAAGAGAUGUCUCAGCCGCAGCUGUCAAGAAAAGAGAUAACGGUCAAAAACAUAACCUAUUUAGAAAGUGGAAAAAAGAUCAAAGAUCAUUUAACGGGGGAACACACGUGUUUCACCCGCUUUAAAAAUAAAUACCGGCUGUUGUUGAAAGAGUAUAAAUCGCGGCAAACGUAACACCGUUCAGUUUAUUCUAACUAACCAUGUCGAAACCAGCAUAUAAAGUUGCCGAUCUAAGCUUGGCUGAAUGGGGUAGAAAAGACAUCACUCUGGCUGAGAACGAAAUGCCGGGUCUCAUGAGUUUGAGAAAGAAGUAUGCUAACAACAAGAUUCUCAAAGGAGCCAAAAUUGCCGGGUGCCUUCACAUGACUGUCCAAACAGCAGUGCUAAUUGAAACACUUAUUGAACUGGGGGCAGAGAUCCAAUGGUCAAGCUGCAACAUCUUUAGUACCCAAGACCAUGCUGCAGCUGCUCUAGCAAAGAAAGGCCUUGCCAUUUAUGCAUGGAAAGGAGAAACAGAUGAAGAGUACCUUUGGUGCAUAGAACAGACACUCAUUUUUUCAGAUGGGAAACCAUUUAACAUGAUCCUCGAUGAUGGGGGGGACCUGACCAAUCUAGUACAUACUAAAUAUCCUCAGUACUUAAAAGAUUGUAGAGGAAUAAGUGAAGAAACAACCACAGGAGUAAAAAACCUCUACAAAAUGUUCAAAGAAGGUAAACUGAAAGUACCAGCCAUAAAUGUCAACGACUCUGUAACAAAAAGUAAAUUUGAUAAUCUGUAUGGGUGCCGAGAAUCUCUCAUUGAUGGAAUUAAAAGAGCAACAGACAUCAUGUUGGCUGGAAAAGUGUGUGUAGUUGCAGGAUAUGGCGAUGUCGGCAAAGGUUGUGCACAGUCACUAAGAGCAUUUGGUGGAAGAGUUAUCGUUACUGAAAUAGACCCAAUAAAUGCUCUACAAGCGGCAAUGGAAGGUUAUGAAGUAACAACGAUAGAUGAUGCUUGCAAAAUUGGCCAGAUAUAUGUGACAACAACAGGAUGUAAAGACAUUAUCUUGGGACAUCACAUGUUGCAGAUGCCAGAAGACGCAAUAAUAUGCAAUAUAGGCCACUUCGACGUCGAGAUCGACGUGGAUUGGCUUGAAAAGAACUGCAAGGAGAAGAUCAACAUCAAACCCCAAGUGGAUAGGUAUCUCUUGGAAACCGGAAGACACGUGAUUGUGCUGGCUGAAGGCCGAUUGGUCAAUCUCGGCUGUGCCACGGGCCAUUCGUCAUUCGUCAUGUCAACCUCAUUCACCAAUCAGGUGCUGGCACAGAUCGAGCUGUGGACGAAGCCCGGGGAUUACCCCAUUGGAGUCUACAUGUUGCCGAAGACGUUGGAUGAGGAAGUAGCGAGGUUGCAUUUGCCUCAUUUGGGAGUUAAACUGACCAAGUUGACUCCCACGCAAGCGUCGUACAUUGGAGUACCGGUUGAAGGACCUUUCAAGCCGGAUUAUUAUAGGUACUAAGUGGAAAAUGUGUCAGAAUAAGUGAUGUUAAAAGCCAAAGUGGAUUCGUACUUCAAAUAAAAAUGCUUUUGUUUUAAUA